AUGAAUACCUCAGCGCCACCCGCCGUCAGCCCCAACAUCACCGUCCUGGCACCGGGGAAGGGUCCCUGGCAAGUGGCCUUCAUCGGGAUCACCACGGGCCUCCUGUCACUGGCCACGGUGACGGGCAACCUGCUGGUACUCAUCUCCUUCAAGGUCAACACGGAGCUCAAGACGGUCAACAACUACUUCCUGCUGAGCCUGGCCUGUGCCGACCUCAUCAUUGGCACCUUCUCCAUGAACCUCUACACCACGUAUCUGCUCAUGGGCCACUGGGCUCUGGGCACGCUGGCCUGCGACCUCUGGCUGGCCCUGGACUACGUGGCCAGCAACGCCUCGGUCAUGAACCUGCUGCUCAUCAGCUUUGACCGCUACUUCUCCGUGACCCGGCCCCUGAGCUACCGCGCCAAGCGCACACCCCGCCGGGCGGCCCUGAUGAUCGGCCUGGCCUGGCUGGUUUCUUUCGUCCUCUGGGCCCCAGCCAUCCUCUUCUGGCAGUACCUGGUAGGGGAGCGGACGGUGCUGGCCGGGCAGUGCUACAUCCAGUUCCUCUCCCAGCCCAUCAUCACCUUUGGCACAGCCAUGGCUGCCUUCUACCUCCCUGUCACGGUCAUGUGCACGCUCUACUGGCGCAUCUACCGGGAGACAGAGAACCGGGCCCGGGAGCUGGCGGCCCUGCAGGGCUCCGAGACGCCGGGGAAGGGGGGCGGCAGCAGCAGCAGCUCAGAGAGGUCCCAGCCAGGGGCUGAGGGCUCCCCGGAGACCCCCCCAGGGCGCUGCUGCCGCUGCUGCCGGGCCCCCCGGCUCCUCCAGGCCUACAGCUGGAAGGAGGAGGAGGAGGAGGAGGAAGGCUCCAUGGAGUCCCUCACGUCCUCGGAGGGUGAGGAGCCCGGCUCGGAGGUGGUGAUCAAGAUGCCCAUGGUGGACCCCGAGGCGCAGGCCCCCGCCAAGCAGCCGCCCCGGAGCUCCCCGAACACGGUCAAGAGGCCGACCCGGAAGGGGCGUGAGCGGGCGGGCAAGGGCCAGAGGCCCCGUGGGAAGGAACAGCUGGCCAAGCGGAAGACCUUCUCGCUGGUCAAGGAGAAGAAGGCGGCUCGGACCCUCAGCGCCAUCCUGCUGGCCUUCAUCCUCACCUGGACGCCGUACAACAUCAUGGUGCUGGUGUCCACCUUCUGCAAGGACUGCGUUCCCGAGACCCUGUGGGAGCUGGGCUACUGGCUGUGCUAUGUCAACAGCACCAUCAACCCCAUGUGCUAUGCGCUCUGCAACAAAGCCUUCCGGGACACCUUCCGCCUGUUGCUGCUCUGCCGCUGGGACAAGCGGCGCUGGCGCAAGAUCCCCAAGCGCCCCGGCUCUGUGCGCCGCACCCCCUCCCGCCAGUGCUGA
This is a messenger RNA of Physeter macrocephalus (sperm whale), 1383 nucleotides long. RefSeq names its product cholinergic receptor muscarinic 1 (gene CHRM1). Bases 1 to 1383 code for a protein of 460 amino acids. The record is from RefSeq and is a predicted model, not a curated record. Gene Ontology annotation, molecular function: G protein-coupled acetylcholine receptor activity; G protein-coupled serotonin receptor activity. The transcript has a single exon. Gene Ontology annotation, biological process: cognition; G protein-coupled receptor signaling pathway, coupled to cyclic nucleotide second messenger; adenylate cyclase-inhibiting G protein-coupled acetylcholine receptor signaling pathway. NCBI's taxonomy places the organism in Eukaryota, Metazoa, Chordata, Mammalia, Artiodactyla, Physeteridae. Gene Ontology annotation, cellular component: plasma membrane; dendrite; synapse.